GAGAGGGAGAGGGAGAGAGAGAACGAGAGGGAGAGAGGGAGAGUGAGAAAGGGAGGGAAGCAGAGGCCAAGUCCCAGGGAAUAGAGAGGCGAGAGAUAGGGGAAGCAGCAUGCGAAAGAAGGAAUAACAGCUUUCCGGAGCAGGCGUGCAGUGAACUGGCUUCUAUUUUCUUUUUCUUUUCCUUUUUAUUUUUUUAAAGAGAAGCAGGGGACAGAAGCAAUGGCCGAGGGAGAAGACAAGCCGAGGUGCUGGUGACCCAGGGCGUCCAAGUGGAUUAUUGGGGCUGCUCUCCAGAGGCCUGUCCUCCCUGCCUUCCAAUUGCACAUAACCCCAACCCCAGCCAAUGAAGACGAGAGGCAGCGUGAACAAAGUCAUUUAGAAAGCCCCCGAGGAAGUGUAAACAAAAGAGAAAGCAUGAAUGGAGUGCCUGAGAGACAAGUGUGUCCUGUACUGCCCCCACCUUUAGCUGGGCCAGCAACUGCCCAGCCCUGCCUCUCCCCACCUACUCACUGGUGAUCUGAUUUUUUUUCUUUUAACAUUUUUUUUUUCCUUUUCUUUUCCAUUCUCUUUUCGUAUUCUCCUUCAGGGCAAGACAAGGAUUUUGAUUUUGGGACCCAGCCAUGGUCCUUCUGCUCCUUCUUUAAAAUACCCACUUUCUCCCCAUCGCCAAGCGGCGUUUGGCAAUAUCAGAUAUCCGCUCUAUUUAUUUUUACCUAAGGAAAAACUCCAGCUCCCUUCCCACUCCCAGCUGCCUCGCCACCCCUCCCAGCCCUCCGCUGCCCUCCACCUGGCCUGCUGGGAGUCAGAGCCCAGCGAAACCUGUUUAGACACAUGGACAAGAAUCCCAGCGCUACGAGGCACACAGUCCGCUUCUUCGUCCUCAGGGUUGCCAGCGCUUCCUGGAAGUCCUGAAGCUCUCGCAGUGCAGUCCUGGCCCUUUACAACAGCACCCGGGAGCUGCUGGAGGAGAUGCAGGGGGAGAAGGAAGAAGGCUGCACUCAGGAAAACACCGAGUCGGAAUACUAUGCCAAAGAAAUCCAUAAAUUCGACAUGAUCCAGGGGCUGGCGGAGCACAAUGAGCUGGCCGUCUGCCCCAAAGGAAUUACCUCCAAGGUUUUCCGCUUCAACGUGUCCUCAGUGGAGAAAAAUGGAACCAACCUGUUCCGAGCAGAAUUCCGGGUCUUGCGGGUGCCCAACCCCAGUUCCAAGCGCAACGAGCAGAGGAUCGAGCUCUUCCAGAUACUUCGGCCGGAUGAGCACAUCGCCAAACAGCGCUAUAUUGGUGGCAAGAAUCUGCCCACGCGGGGCACAGCCGAGUGGCUGUCUUUUGAUGUCACUGACACUGUGCGUGAGUGGCUGUUGAGAAGAGAGUCCAACUUAGGUUUGGAAAUCAGCAUUCACUGUCCAUGUCACACCUUUCAGCCCAAUGGAGAUAUCCUGGAAAACAUUCAUGAGGUGAUGGAAAUCAAAUUCAAAGGUGUGGACAACGAGGACGAUCAUGGCCGUGGAGACCUGGGACGCCUCAAGAAGCAGAAGGACCACCACAGCCCUCAUCUCAUCCUGAUGAUGAUCCCCCCGCACCGGCUCGACGGCCCGGGCCAGGGGGGUCAGAGGAAGAAGCGGGCCCUGGACACCAACUACUGCUUCCGCAACUUGGAGGAGAACUGCUGUGUGCGCCCCCUCUACAUUGACUUCCGGCAGGAUCUGGGCUGGAAAUGGGUCCAUGAACCUAAGGGCUACUACGCCAACUUCUGCUCAGGCCCUUGCCCAUACCUCCGCAGCGCGGACACAACCCACAGCACGGUGCUGGGACUGUACAACACCCUGAACCCUGAAGCAUCUGCCUCGCCUUGCUGCGUGCCCCAGGACUUGGAGCCCCUGACCAUCCUGUACUAUGUCGGGAGGACCCCUAAGGUGGAACAGCUCUCCAACAUGGUGGUGAAGUCUUGUAAGUGUAGCUGAGACCCGCCCGCGACAGAGAGAGAGGAGAGAGAACUGCCGUGCCUGACUGCCCGCUCCUCGGGAAACAAAAGCAACAGACCUCACCUAGAGGCCCGGAGCCCACAACCUGCGGCUCCAGGCAAAUGGCUGAGAUGGAGGUUUCCUUCUGGAACAUUUCUCUUUCUUGCUGGCUCUGAGAAUCACUGUGGUAAAGAAAGUGUGUGUUGGGUUAGGGGAAGGCCGAACUCUUCAGAACACAGAUUUUCUGUGAUGAGACAGAGGUGGUGGGGAUAGAGGAAGGGGGAUGGCAAGUCGAUGUGUCGUGUGGCGAUGGGAUUUGGGCUACCCUGGGGAGGAGGAAGGGCAGAGAAUGGCCGGGUCGGGGCCAGACUGGAAGACACUUCGAUCUGAGGUCAGAUUUGCACAUUGCUGUACCACGUUUGCUCUAGGGAAUCUGGAUUAUGUUAUACAAAGCAAGCAUUUUUUUUUUCCAGAAAGGUUACCAAGAUAAAGUCCCAGAAUUGUAUCUCGUGCUACCUGCAAUUACGGGCAAAUCUUGUUAUUUUUGCAAAUUGUCCUCUCUACAUCAAUUAGCAGUAUGGGUCACCACAGGGAGAAAAUCCAGGUAAUGUGGUUCACUGGCCAUCAACUAUACUAGGCCUUAUGGAUAUGCUGAACUCAGAAGCAAAGAGUGAGAAUUAACCCCCUCCUGUCUGCCCUCUGGGUCCCUCCUCUCGCCUUCUUCCUGGAUCUUAUUUCCCCUGGACAUUUGGCUAGACGCCUUCCGGGUCAGGGUGCACAUGUCUGGAUUGUGGGUCCAUGCAGCCUCGGGGCAUUAUGUGUUCUCCCUCCCCCCGAGACCCUGUGUUCAUGUGGUGUUCCUGGAAGCAGGUGCUACAAUACGUGAGGCAUCCGGGGAAGCUGCACGUAUGCCACGCAAGACUUGGCCCAGAUGCACAGACUGAGGGAUGAAGACAAAUACAAAUAUUACUCUCAAAAUCUUUGUAUAAAUAAAUAUUUUUGGGGAAUCUUGGAUGAUUUCAUCUUCUGGAAGAUUGUUUCUAGAACAGUAAAAGCCUUAUUCUAAGGUGUA
This is a messenger RNA of Propithecus coquereli (Coquerel's sifaka), 3034 nucleotides long. It is a transcript of the gene TGFB3, whose product is annotated as transforming growth factor, beta 3. NCBI's taxonomy places the organism in Eukaryota, Metazoa, Chordata, Mammalia, Primates, Indriidae. Gene Ontology annotation, biological process: SMAD protein signal transduction; transforming growth factor beta receptor signaling pathway; BMP signaling pathway. Gene Ontology annotation, cellular component: extracellular region. The record is from RefSeq and is a predicted model, not a curated record. Bases 970 to 1962 code for a protein of 330 amino acids. Gene Ontology annotation, molecular function: cytokine activity; growth factor activity; type III transforming growth factor beta receptor binding. The transcript is spliced from 8 exons.